Manduca sexta (tobacco hornworm) is the source of this 842-nucleotide messenger RNA. Its product is annotated as cytoplasmic phosphatidylinositol transfer protein 1-like. The record is from RefSeq and is a predicted model, not a curated record. Gene Ontology annotation, molecular function: phosphatidylinositol binding; phosphatidylinositol transfer activity. The coding region runs from base 1 to 672 and encodes 223 amino acids. Gene Ontology annotation, cellular component: cytoplasm. The transcript has 6 exons. Gene Ontology annotation, biological process: phospholipid transport. NCBI's taxonomy places the organism in Eukaryota, Metazoa, Arthropoda, Insecta, Lepidoptera, Sphingidae.
AUGCCCUCACAUGUUUGUCUCUUUACAUUACUGAGAAGGCAUGGAAUUAUUAUCCUUACACUAUUACCGUGUUCCUUCAUCCCCAAGUUCUCAAUAUCGAUUCAGACUAGAUACGAAGACAACAAUGGGACCACUGAAAAUUGCUUGGGGUUAACUGCAGAGGAACUGGAGCAAAGGACAGUCGACUUUCUGGAUAUCGCUUAUGAUGAGAUAAAGCCACAUCAUUACAAGGAGGCAGAAGACCCAAAGUUCUUCAAAUCGGAAAAGACCGGCCGAGGUCCCCUGGUUGAGGGAUGGAGAGAGACGCACCAACCGAUCAUGUGUUGUUACAAAGCUGUAUCUGUCAAGUUUGAAGUGUGGGGCUUGCAGACAAGGGUGGAAGAAUAUGCUCAAGGGGCCAUACGCGAGAUCUUGUUACUUGGACACAGACAGGCUUUUGCUUGGAUGGAUGAAUGGUUUAACAUGACCCUUGAUGAUGUACGGGAAUAUGAACGAGAGAUGCAAGUAAAGACGAAUAUUAAGCUUAAAGCAACACUAGAGAAUGUCGAGGGCAAAGAGGAAGACGAUAAAUCCGAUUCAUCGAAACCCCAAACUCCGAGAACGCCGAAGUCGUCAAAGAGUAGCAGCAGCACCCCCACAGGGGAGAAUAGAACGUGGUUCAACUGGUCGUAAAUACUCAUUCAUUCCGAUCAGAGUUGAUCUCUUCAUGGGCGUGGCUAGUCAUUUUCCAGGAGGGACUCGGGCACAGGCCCGAAAGCGCUAUAAAUUUUAUGUCUUUCCAUUUUUUUUUGCUAUCAUAUUUAAUUAUUCCAAUUCCUUAACAUCCUGGUCCGCGCAUGGAG